AGUUAUUGAUCUUAUUUCUUCACGUCCUUUUGACCUCUGACCUCCAGGACAGCAGCUGCAGCUCAGACAGUCUGGAGUUUGAGGCUGGUCCCCCGGUGCGUCUGGCUCCUCAGAGGGAGUUCAUUAAGUCUCUCAUGGGGAUUGGGAAACGUUUGGCGACGCUGCCGACCAAAGAGCAAAAGACUCAGCGACUGAUCUCCGAGCUGUCCCUGCUCAACCACAAGCUGCCAGCUCGAGUGUGGCUGCCCACUGCCGCCUUUGAUCACCACGUGGUCCGAGUGCCGCACACACAGGCCGUGGUUCUGAACUCCAAAGACAAGGCACCGUACCUGAUCUAUGUGGAGGUUCUGGAGUGUGAGAACUUUGAGACGUCCAGUGUUCCGAUCCGGAUCCCGGAGAACCGGAUCAGGAGCACACGUUCCGUGGAGAAUCUGCCGGACUGCGGCAUGUCGGCGGAGCAGAGAGCCGGCAGCUUCUCCGUGGUCCCAAAUUACGACAAUGACGACGAGGCCUGGUCUGUCGAUGACAUCGGGGAGCUGCAGGUGGAGCUUCCAGAGGUUCACACCAGCAGCUGUGACAACAUCAGUCAGUUCUCUGUCGACAGUAUCACCAGUCUGGAGAGUAAAGAGCCUGUGUUCAUCGCCGCUGGAGACAUCAGGCGCCGUCUCUCGGAGCAGCUGGCUCAGGCCCCCACCACCUUUAAACGGGACCCGGAAGACCCGUCGGCUGUGGCCCUGAAGGAGCCGUGGGAAGAGAAGGUCCGGAGGAUCAGAGAAGGAUCUCCGUAUGGACACCUCCCAAACUGGAGGCUUCUGUCUGUUAUUGUCAAAUGUGGAGACGACCUGAGGCAGGAGCUGCUCGCCUUUCAGGUGCUGCAGCAGCUCAAGUCGAUCUGGGAACAGGAGCGUGUUCCCCUCUGGAUAAAGCCCUACAAGAUCCUGGUGUUGUCCUCAGACAGCGGGAUGAUCGAGCCUGUGAUGAACGCUGUGUCGCUCCACCAGGUGAAGAAGCAGAGCCAGCUGUCUCUGCUCGACUACUUCCUGCAGGAACAUGGAGCUCCGACCACCGAGGCCUUCCUGUCCGCUCAGAGGAACUUUGUACAGAGCUGUGCUGGGUACAGCCUCAUCUGUUACCUGCUGCAGGUCAAAGACAGGCACAACGGAAACAUCCUCUUGGAUGCUGAAGGUCACAUCAUCCACAUUGACUUCGGCUUCAUCCUCUCCAGCUCACCCAAAAACCUUGGCUUCGAAACGUCCGCCUUCAAACUCACAGCUGAGUUCGUGGAUGUGAUGGGGGGUCCAGAAGGAGACAUGUUCAACUACUACAAGAUGUUGAUGCUUCAGGGUUUGAUCGGAGCCAGAAAACACAUGGACAGAGUUCUGCAGAUUGUGGAGAUCAUGCAGCAAGGGACUCAGCUGCCGUGUUUCCACGGUUCCAGCACCAUGCGAGGUCUGAAGGAACGUUUCCACAUGAGUCUGACGGAGGAGCAGCUGCAGCUGCUGAUUGAUCAGCUGGUCGACGGGUCCAUGAGGUCACUCACCACCAAACUGUACGACGGCUUCCAGUACCUCACCAACGGCAUCAUGUGACCUGCACCACCGCACCGUGUGUGAGACUGAAGCUUUUAUGACUCGACUGCAGAGACUGAGCCGGUUUUAUUCCACUUUUUGUUUUUCUUUUUUUCUGUUUCUACUUUGUUUUCAGCUCCUCCUCCUCUUCUUCGCAGAGUUCCUCAUUGGUUACUCAGUCGGACUCUUAGCCAAUCAGAGAGCAGCCCAGUUUUAGAUGUGAACGUGAUCAUGGUUUUACAGAUUGAGAACAGGAAGCUGCCUCAGUGCUGUUGAGCAGAGCACAAACAACCACAGACUGUGGAAUGGACCACGCUGCUGUUUUUCAUGUGUUAGCCCUUUAACUGCAGAUGAUGUCAAACUCAUUAAACAAACUGUGUGGACGUGUGUCGAUCAGCUGAUUCAUCCACUGAUGUUUUGAGUAUUUUAUUAAAUGAAGUGAAUUUUCCAGUAAAA
This is a messenger RNA of Paralichthys olivaceus (Japanese flounder), 2024 nucleotides long. NCBI's taxonomy places the organism in Eukaryota, Metazoa, Chordata, Actinopteri, Pleuronectiformes, Paralichthyidae. The record is from RefSeq and is a predicted model, not a curated record.